CCAGGCCGUGCUGGUGCCAGUGCUCCCGACCCGGCCCGGCCCGGCGGGCACCACCCUCCGGCCGCUUCCGCCCCCGGGCCGCCUCAGGCCCUGCCCCUCCGCGGCUGCCGCGGCCUGGCUCAGGCUGGGCGCAGGGAGGCGGCGGAACCCCGCGCCGUGGCCCGUGUUGCCCUGCGGGCCGGAAGUGCUGCACCGGGCCGGCGCUGGGGCCCAGAUCUCCCUUCCCCGGGCCGAGAUGGCCGCUGCCGGGGCGCUCCUGGCCUGGUGCAUCCAGCAGCUGCGCGGCGACUUCGGGCUGGACGUCAGCGAGGAGAUCGUGGGUUGGAAGAAAAUCAGGAUUCCUGCACCUGAAGGACUGGGAUGCUCUCAGUCUGCCUCUUUGGGACCCUCAGGAAAUUCUCCAGUACAUCUUGUCAAUUGAAAAUGAGGAGGAGAUCCGAGAGUAUGUAAUUGACCUCAUCCAGGGAACAGAUGGGAAGAAAAGUCGGUUUAUAGAAGAGUUGGUAACCCGAUGGAGAAAGUCCUCUCAGAUGGAUUCCGUCCCUUUGCCAAUAUAUAGAAAAAGAGAUGAUGUUUCAGAUGUGCAUCGGGCAGGAGACCAAGGCAAGAGGGGGAGGCGCAAAGGAAGGAACAAGCAAGAAACAUAUCUGUAUGCUGAGCCCAACCUGCCUGCAGAGGAAGUAAAAACACCCCUUGAUCUGGCCAAGGCACAAGAGAUGGGCAGUGGUGGCAGCGUCAGCGGUACCGCCAAGAAAAAGGCCAAAUUCGUCAACCUGUACACCAAGGAGGGUCAGGACAAACUGGCAGUCCUGAUCCCUGGACGCCACUCCUGUGAGUGCCUGGGCCAGAAGCACAAACUCAUCAAUAACUGUUUGACCUGCGGCCGUAUUGUCUGCGAACAGGAGGGCUCCGGCCCCUGCUUAUUUUGUAGUACACUGGUGUGCACGAAGGAAGAGCAGGACAUUCUGCAGCGUGACUCAAACAAGAGCCAGAAGCUGCUGAAGAAGCUCAUGGCAGGUACUGAGAGUUCUGGGCAGAUGGAGAUCCUCAGCAAGGACCUGCUGCCUCGUCAGGAAGCUCGGCUUAAGACAGGUCUGGAGAUGGCCAUGAAACACAAAGACAAGUUGCUGGAAUUUGACAGAAUGAGCGUGCGCCGUACUCAAGUCAUUGAUGACGAGUCGGAUUACUUUGCUACAGACUCCAACCAGUGGCUGUCCAAACAAGAGCGUGAGGCGCUGCAGAAGAGAGAGGAGGAGUUGCGAGAGCUGCGCCACGCUUCUCGACUUGCCAGAAAAAUCACCAUCGACUUUGCUGGCAGGCAGAUCCUGGAGGAGCAGGAUAGCAUGGCUGAAUAUCACAACAAGUUGGAUGAGACAAUUGAUGCCAUUAACUGUGGCACACUGAGCAAGCCAUCGAGGAGACCCCAGGGGAAGUUUGAAGUGGGCUCUGGGCUUCUGGUGAAUCCCCACCUUCUCCAGCCUGCCCCCUUGUGGGUAGACCAGACUGGCUUGCUCCUGCACAGAAAAACUGCUCAUUCUGCAGAAACUGGGCAUGAGUCUGCCUCCGAAAGGAACAGGUUACGGAUUCAGGAUCGAGAAUUACAGGAGAUCUCGGAUGAUGGCUGGUGUCUCAGCAUGCACCAGCCUUGGGCUUCUUUGCUGGUAAAAGGAAUCAAAAGGGUGGAGGGCAGGACCUGGUACACAUCCCACAGAGGGCGGCUGUGGAUAGCAGCUACUGCUAAAAGACCAUCCCCUCAAGAAAUCUCUGAGCUAGAGGCCACCUACAGAAUGCUGCUCCACGAAGAUGUGGAAUUUCCCAGAGAUUAUCCUUCUGGGUGCCUCCUGGGUUGUGUGGACUUGGCUGAUUGUCUGUCACAAGAACAAUUCAAGGAGCAGUAUCCAGAAUUGAGCCAGGAGUCUGCGUCUCCAUUCGUCUAUGUCUGCAGUAAUCCCCAGGAGAUGAUCGUGAAGUUUCCCAUCAAAGGAAAACCCAAAAUCUGGAAACUGGAUUCAAAGAUUCAUCAGGGAGCAAAGAAGGGGUUAAUGAAGCAGAAGGAAAUUGUUUGAACUCCCCACCCACCAGGAACCCAGCCCAGCUGCUCUUCCCUGGCCUAGGUUCUGAAAGGCAGGUGCUUCCAGGGGGACUGAGAGCCGUUGUUAAAAUAUCUGACUAUUGUAUUCCAAGGCCAUUAAAUGAGGAGAGCUUUGUGCCUCGCUCUCUAUGUGCACAG
Molecule: messenger RNA, 2230 nt
Organism: Dermochelys coriacea (leatherback sea turtle)
Lineage: Eukaryota; Metazoa; Chordata; Testudines; Dermochelyidae
Gene: TRIP4
Product: thyroid hormone receptor interactor 4
Exons: 14
Coding region: 531-2066 (511 amino acids)
Biological process (GO): positive regulation of DNA-templated transcription
Cellular component (GO): nucleus
Molecular function (GO): transcription coactivator activity; zinc ion binding
Source: RefSeq, a predicted model, not a curated record